UGCAUUAACCACAUCAUCAUUCAACUCGCGAUGCCAAAGCUCGCUGUACCACCACUGUCAUCCGGCCCUUCCCGUGUCAUCAAUACCGGCUCGCAUCAUCCUCGAUCCAUACCCUCGAGAUGCGCCUCUUCUCAUCUCCGACCCCUCGCAAGCGCCCAAGCCCGUCAUGACAUCUCCCUAUCGCGUUCAUCUCCAAACGCUCUACCGCCCUUCAAAUUCAAAUACUCCCUGACUGAUGACCUCAACCCGAAGAACCAAAACGAUCACAAACCUCCCGAUGAGCGGAUCCUAAAGCUGGGAAAGACGUUACGGAUCCUCUCCCCCCUUCUCCCGACAAUCCUCGUCAACCCUCUCCCGCCGCAUAUUCUCUCCCCAAGCGUGACAUUACAUCUUUUCCCGUCAACUCAUCCGCACCUCCCAACAGUCAAGGGACGGACACUCUACCGCGCGGCUUUAUGGGCAGUCCCGGUGGCAUGGAGCAGCGUCCCAUUAGUUGGGAACGUAAAGUUGCAAAUCCUAAGUGAACGGAUCGUGCGCGCCGGAACAGUCCCGGACCCGCAUCUCAACGCGCAUGGCAACUCGCAAGGCGGAAAUGGGGACUGUGGAGAUGAAAGACUUGUUGUGCGAUGGCGGACAGAGCGGACUCAUUCAUCGAAUACACCGUUUCCGUCCUCAACACCAGGGUCGGGGUCUUCCUCUGGAUCGGAAAGGCCGGAUACGGGUGCAGGGAACGCCGUAGGUAGCGACGGCGAAUCCAAGACCGGAACGAAUAAAGGUCUCAGCGUCCUAUUAGGCGGCGAUGCACCCAUCUUCAAAUUAUCCAGAGAUGACGAGUUUACGGGGCUUUUCAUCUUCUCAUUUGAUGAAGAAGGCCGUGUCUUAACGCAGACGAUCGAGCAUGCCGAGGACGCGAGCGGAUGGGAGCGCACAGCUAAGUUUGUUACCCUUACAGAUUGGUUGAUUGGGAAAGCGAGGGGGUCGUUAGAUCCUGCUCCGCCAGCGGGAUUGCUAGGCUGCUCCGAGUUUGGUUUAAACGGCUCUUCCGCGCAUAGUCGGGAUCAUGAGCGAUAUCCCGAACACCAUCACAAGGGAAAUAGCGACAGGAUGUCAGAGGCGUCAUCGUUAUAGUUCACUCUUUUCAGUCUAGGUUGGGGAGAUACGGCUAGAGUUAAGGAGUUGUUUGUUGUAUUUUAUCUGGAAAAUCUCCUUUCUUGGUGGAUGUUAUGCUUUUUUUAGGAUUGUAUAAUAUUGCACAUGUCUAUACCCCGAUGAACGAUUCAUGCGACACAUCUGACAAUAAUAACACAACUGGCCAGCAGUGGCAUUGAUUCAAUUUCAGAGUAAUAUAGGGUAGGGCAUAUAUUAUAAGUCGCCCUCUGCUGGGUGUUCAAAGGCAGAACACCAGAUAUAGUACAUCUAUUUACGUCUGCUUAACCCCAAGGUCAUGGGCGACCGAAGGCGCUUUCAGCCCUACAAAAACGCCCACGCACACCCCAGUCAUGACUAUACUUCCAGUGAAAUAUGCAACCUCUCUCCCAACCCACCAGAACAGUGAGCAAAACAGUAUUGGUCCCGCCGCACGUCCA
Molecule: messenger RNA, 1586 nt
Organism: Aspergillus versicolor CBS 583.65
Lineage: Eukaryota; Fungi; Ascomycota; Eurotiomycetes; Eurotiales; Aspergillaceae
Exons: 2
Coding region: 31-1128 (365 amino acids)
Source: RefSeq, a predicted model, not a curated record